Salvelinus namaycush (lake trout) is the source of this 1673-nucleotide messenger RNA. RefSeq names its product perilipin 3 (gene plin3). Lineage: Eukaryota; Metazoa; Chordata; Actinopteri; Salmoniformes; Salmonidae. Gene Ontology annotation, cellular component: lipid droplet; cytosol. The transcript is spliced from 7 exons. Gene Ontology annotation, biological process: positive regulation of triglyceride storage; lipid storage. Bases 363 to 1673 code for a protein of 436 amino acids. The record is from RefSeq and is a predicted model, not a curated record.
AUGAGCUAUAGUCAAUGAACAGCAUUCUUACAUAGGUAUGCCUCUUGUCCAGAUGGGACAGGGCAUCCUUGUUCAGUCCAACUUCUGUCCAGUGACGUGAAUCAUUCUAUAAUUCAGCCCUAUCCAGUUCCAUCCUGGCUGUAUCCUGUUGCUUGACAAAUGAAGCAGACAUGACUGGGUUGUCUACAAAUGGAUAGAUGGAGGGACAGCACAAAAAAUCCCCUCACUGCUGUUCAGCUGCAUAAUGAAUAUCUGUAUUAUGAAGCAAGUAAAAGUUCUGUCUCAUAAACCAUGUAAUUUGAGGUGAAUCUCCUCUUUUUCAUGUCAGAAAUUUAAAGACAUCCUUAAACACAUCCUGCACAAUGGCCGACAGCGGGAAGACUGUGCCCAGUACAGCCACAGCCCAGCCAACUAAUGGAGACCUGCAGAGUGUUGUGUCCCGCGUGGGUAGCAUACCCCUGGUGAGCUCUGCGUGUGGUGUAGUGUCCAACGCCUACAGCAGCACUAAGGACAGCGUGCCCCUGCUGAAGGGGGUCAUGGAGGCUGUCGAGAGCGGGGUGCGCACUCUUGGGGCAGCCGCCACAACCGGCUCCAAGCCACUCCUGGACAGACUGGAGCCACAGAUUUCUGUGGUGAAUCAUUAUGCUAUGAUGGGACUGGACAAGGUGGAAAAACUGCAAAUCCUCCAGCAGCCAGCUGAUAAGCUAGUUUCAGAUACAAUAGGCAUGAUGUACCAGUCGAUGAGUGGGACAAAGGAGGCUAUGACUGGGGCUGUAACCGGGGCCAAAGAAACCAUGACUGGGGCUGUAAUGUCGGCAGUGUUCGGGGGUGUGGAGAUGACCCAAGCAGCAGCCAGUGGAUUGUUCAGCUCAUUCAUGGUGACCGGUGUGGGCCAGAUGGUCAGCAUUGGGGUGGACCUGGCCCUCAGCCACUCUGAGAACUGGGUGGACCAUAACCUGCCUCUCAGCGACAGAGAGCUGGCUGCUUUGGCGGAGCCUGCAACAGGUGAGGUGACUACUGCACCAGUGGUGGGCUCUAGCUACUUUGUCCGUCUGGGAAAGCUGUCCUCCAAGGUGCAGGAGCGGGCCCUGGAGCAGUCCCUGGUAAGAGCCCGGCAUGCCAGAGAUGCCACGUACGCAACUUUGACACAGAUCACCAGCACCCUGGACCUGCUGGAGAAAGCCCGCUCCACCCUGGCCACUGCCAACCACCAGCUGGGAGGGGCACCAGAGCAGCUGCUGCAGCGCUGGAAGGAGUGGCAGGAGAAACAGCCUAAAGAUGGAGGGGUAGAGAUGGGGGAGGUGGAUGUUCCCAAAGACCAGACUGAGCAGUUGGAGUGGCGAACCCUCUCGAUGGUGCGUGGUCUCAGUGACCAGUUGCGGUCUGCAUGCUCUGGGGUGGUGUCCAGCGCCCAGGGCUUACCCGGUGCUGUCCAGGACCAGCUGGCAAACGCACGGAAAGCGGCUGAAGAACUGCACUCCUCCCUGGGCAACACUAGCACCCUCACACCCCCCCUCCUGGAGCAGACCCGUCACCAUCUAACACAGGUGCGACAGUCUCUGGAUGGUGUCGUAGAGUAUCUGCUCAAUAACACUCCUCUCAACUGGCUGGUGGGACCCUUUGCACCCCAGAUCACAGAGAAGGGGGAGGGCGGGCGGGCUGGCUGCGAAUAA